This is a messenger RNA of Trypanosoma conorhini, 621 nucleotides long. RefSeq lists its product as uncharacterized. The coding region runs from base 1 to 621 and encodes 206 amino acids. NCBI's taxonomy places the organism in Eukaryota, Euglenozoa, Kinetoplastea, Trypanosomatida, Trypanosomatidae. The record is from RefSeq and is a predicted model, not a curated record. The transcript has a single exon.
AUGGGGCGACGCGGCGUGUGGGCUGCGUUGGCGGGAGUCCCACUCACCCCACAGCGUGCGUGGCGGCGGUGCGCAUCCCACCGGCGUGAUCCAACCUUGACGCCGCCCUCUCCGCCGCCCCCCUCGGCAGCAGAGGCAGACACGGUGCAGGCGGCAGCAGUCACUCCGCGUCGAGAGGGGCAGGAGCUGCUGCACGCCGUCAAGCGGGCGCUUACCACCUCUGCGAGAAGCCGCUGGAACCGCACGGACAUCAUUAACGCAAGGGAGUACGCCCGUGCGCACCGCCGCCGGUUUCAACGCACAAAUGACGCCUUUCAUAGUGCCGGGAAACGUGGACAAACUCUCUCAUACGAGGCGAUGACGUUGCAGUUCCAGGGAGUCGAGUGGUCCUACGUGCUGCUACCUGCGUGCCUGGCGCUGCUGAUUCUCGUGCUUAUGGCCCUGGUGGACGGCAGACGUCACACGACGAAGCUUCAAGGGGAGAUGGAGACGUUUCAGCGGCGUGCGGACUUUUUGUCAUCCAUGCGAACUGAAGUUGCGCGUGGACAGGAAGCCGCUGCGUGCACCGCCGAGGAGCGCGGGGGCGCGGUGCUGAGGACGGGCAGUGACCGCCUGCAUUAG